ACCUCCCUCACCUGUAUCUCAACCAGCAGCUUCUGUACACCACACUUGAGCAGAGUGUUCGGCGUUCAUGUGUGCGCGUACACCCGGCACAUCACAGCAAAAGACAUACGCCGUCGACGAUGUCUUCCAACUCCAUCCACGCCGAUCCUCCACCGCCCGUCGUCACCGAACCGAGUGGAAUCAGCUAUGCUACUGGAGGUGCUCUCGGCAAAGGGGGCUUCGCAAUAUGCCACAAGGCUGAACGAUACGACGGUAGCAGGCCAACGGGCCAGAUCUUUGCCUUGAAGAUUGUCAAGACGAGGAUGGAGCCGGCCAAAUUGGCACAAAAGUUCGUGACAGAGUUGCAGAUUCACAGCAAGCUCUCUCAUCCUAACAUCGUCACCUUCCACCGCGCAUUCUCGUUCCAGACGAGUACAUAUGUCGUGCUGGAGCUGUGUCCUAAUGGCUCCCUCGCAGACAUGCUCAAAAAGCGAAAACAAGUCACACUGCCGGAGAUUCGGAGACUGGUGAUCCAAGUAUGUGGUGCGGUGAAGUACUUGCAUCACCGUCAUAUUGUGCAUCGCGAUCUCAAGACGGGAAAUCUCUUCUUGGACGACAGGAUGAAUGUCAAAGUGGGCGAUUUUGGCCUCGCUGCUCUCUUGGUGACAGAACGAGAUAUGGAAGUCAGGCGAAGAACGACUAUGUGUGGGACUCCGAACUAUCUGGCGCCGGAAAUCUUGGAAAAGGGCAAAGGGCACGACGAGAAGGUGGAUUUGUGGGCAAUUGGUGUCAUUGCAUAUACGCUUGCAGUGGGCAAGGCACCUUUCCACGCGAGUACGAAGGAGGAGAUCUACAAGAAGCUGAGGUCAGGAACAUAUACGUGGCCGGAACUCAGUGCCACUACCAACCAGAGCGCAGAUCUACGCGACCUGGUAUCGAGCAUUUUAGUGGAAGAGCAUCAACGACCCAAUCCAGACGCUAUCGUGAGCCACAAGUUCUUCAAAGUGGCUUACGUGCCAGCAGAGAUACCAAAGUCUGCACGAACUGAGGUCCCAAAAUGGGAAGUGUCGAUACCGUCGGCAGAGACCAUCCGGCGAGGUUAUAGCGAGACAUGGUUCUCGGUCUGCAAGGAGUCGGGCGUAGGGGAGUAUGAGGAAGGCAGAUGUUUCCCACUCAAUGGUGGGCGAAAGAUCAGGAGUAUCGUGCAUGAUAUGGAGAAAGAGACGCAACUGGGUCGCCAACCCAUGAUGCCCAUUCCCAAAGAUGUGGUGUACACAUCAAUGAUAUCCGACUUUGAGAAGACCAGUCCGGACAGUUCAGCAGCGUCUGUGGAGCUGCCUCGAAAGAACUUUGCCAGCCGCCAUAUGAGGGAGAUGUCGCACAACGAGGUAGCCAUGCCUCGAUUUCGUGCAACGGACACGGGCAAGGCGGCGCGCGACACAGAAUUGAUGCCACCUCCUCGAGCACCGUCACGCGCGGCCAGAGCGCCCGGGACGAACUCGGUGAGGAGAGCUGCUCGGACCAUCAGCGAGGAGACAGCAGCCAAAUCUUCAGAAUCCGUCAAGAUCGCAUCAGACUCGUCUUCCUCUGGGCCUUCUUCUGCGGCGCCUGUGCGAGUGGCCAAGACGCGACCAGCACCAGUGCCGUCCUCUAGUGCACCGGCAACAGUGACGGUGGCAUCGGCAUUGAGAGAGUCCAAAAACUUUGCGACAGGCACGACCACUUCUCAUCAGACAUUACCAGCCGAGCAGAGCUCAGAUCCGCUAGAAAAACCUCAAAGAAGUGGUACCGUCAAGCGUAGUGCGGACGCCAGUCUUGCGAGACGGCCACGUGCACCCAGACCAGCACAGGAGCGCCCUUCGUCACCAGAAGAGCUACAGCUGCCGGCCCAGCCAAAUGUUGCGAAGGUCGCCCGCAAACGAAAUGUAUCUCAGCCAGUGGAACAAGGUCCUCUUGCGACGCUGGACGAGCUGAAGCAAGUGGAGCCUUUCAAGUCGAGGAGAAAGGCGCCUGCUGCAGAAGUGAUUGAGAUACUAUCUGAUCCGGAUUCAGACGACAGAGAUGAGCUUAAGAAGCCCGUGGAGUCCAUAUCAGCAACGCUGAAGCUCCCACGACCUCCCAGGAUGACCGCGCGACUACCACAGCCACGAAGAAAAUUGCACGAUGAAAUGGAGCCUGCCGUACCAGGUACAGAUCCCACCGCCGUGCUGAAGAAAUUGGCCAUUCUCCGAGAUAACCUUGCCGAAGCCCUGACGCGAUCAGCAACAGCCAAAGCAACGUCGAGCUUGCGGAGAGAUAGCAAUGAUCCGGGUGCGGGCCUCCCUUUUGUCUCACGAUGGGUCGACUACAGCCGGAAACAUGGCGUCGGGUACGUGUUGUCGGAUGGCACGGUGGGGUGCAUUAUCAAUGCUACCGCCAGAGCUGGGCAAGAACCCACACCAGUCACACAUGUCCUGGUUCGCAAUGGCCAGAGAUGGCUGAAAAAGGUCCAUCAGAACAAAGACUUUACCGGUAUCGACCAAGUUCCGCUCGAGAUUUUCGAAGACCGCGACUUGGAAGGCAUCAAGCGCAAGGUGUACAAAGGUCUUGGUAGCGUCAAGGAAGGGCCACUGCUCGUCGAGGCGGAGAGAAGACGAACAUUGAGCGUGCUGUGGGUGAAGUUUGGACGGUACAUGUGUCAGUCAUUGGAUGGCUCCGAGGAAACGGGGGACAUCAGCCCGAACCAGGAAAACUUUGUGCGAUUCUACCAGAGAAUUGGCAACGUGGGAGUGUGGGCUUUCGCAGACGGAUGUCUCCAGGUUCACUUCCCCGACCACACCAAGAUUGUGCUCUCCUCGUCCGGCCAAGUCAUCUCCGCUACGGUCUUGACCCCCGAAGCGACCUCUCACCUCUCGCAACAUGGAGAGCUGCUCCCCCAGCACGUCUCCAACCGCGACGUCCUCGCAGACAGUGUGCAAGCGAUGCUCUUCGAAGGCGGACGCGUGCGCCAACGAAUCGUAAAAGCCAACGAGAUUUCCGGCAAACUGGCUUUCAUCCGAGACGUGGUCUCACAAUGGAUUACCAACGAUGGUCUGGGCCGACUCGACGAAGACCACCAGCAGCAGCAGGGCGGCGGCGGCGCUGCCAAACUCUCUUGGCAAGGUCUGACGGUCAAGGAGAACAAAACCAAAGUCGACCGCGUGACCGUUGGGCGGUACGGAGGUGAUGAUGUUCGCUCAACAGCGGCGGUGGAGACUGUGAGAGCAUAGGUCAGGUAGCAAGCAGUUACAUCCAUGAAUCAUCAUCAUCAUCAUCGAUGGUUCUUUUUGGAUGAAGUCACGAGAAAAACGAAAACGGCCAGAGUCUUUUAUUGCAUCCGAGGGCGCUCGCUCUCUUGUUUUGUUGUGGUGUGUUGUGUAUGGGGAUUAGAUAUGAUUGAACAGAAAGAAAGAAC
Molecule: messenger RNA, 3412 nt
Organism: Sphaerulina musiva SO2202
Lineage: Eukaryota; Fungi; Ascomycota; Dothideomycetes; Mycosphaerellales; Mycosphaerellaceae
Product: Pkinase-domain-containing protein
Exons: 3
Coding region: 120-3227 (1035 amino acids)
Biological process (GO): regulation of cytokinesis; protein phosphorylation; mitotic cell cycle
Cellular component (GO): centrosome; spindle pole body; nucleus
Molecular function (GO): ATP binding; protein binding; protein kinase activity
Source: RefSeq, a predicted model, not a curated record